AUGGCGUGGCGCAAUCAAGGCAUUACAGGUUCGAACAACAUUCCUCUCGGAACACGUCGUCGGUUUGGAGGCGAAAGCAACGGUGACUCGCAGAAUGGAAGCUCUGCCAACUCUCCCGUGUACGGAGAUUCGGGCAAGCGUGGGCGUAGUCCUACCAGAGCUGAGCCUGCUGCCGAUGGCGUGAAGAGACGUAGGAAGCGAAACCGAUGGGGUGAGGCUGGCGAGAACAAAGCCGCAGGCCUCAUGGGACUUCCCACCAUGAUCCAAGCAAACAUGACAGCAGAGCAGCUUGAUGCAUAUACUCUUCACUUGCGUAUCGAAGAGAUCAGUCAAAAGCUUCGUAUCAAUGACGUUGUCCCUGCGGAGGCAGAUAGGUCUCCAUCUCCACCGCCUCAAUACGACAACUUCGGUCGCCGAGUCAACACUCGAGAGUUCCGCUACCGAAAGCGUCUAGAGGAUGAAAGACACAAGCUCAUUGAGAAGGCCAUGAAGACCAUUCCUAACUAUCACCCACCGUCUGAUUACCGACGACCGACCAAGACCCAAGAAAAGGUCUAUGUGCCAGUGAAUGACUAUCCCGAGAUUAACUUUAUCGGUCUACUUAUUGGACCUCGUGGUAACACGUUGAAGAAGAUGGAAAAUGAAUCAGGGGCCAAGAUUGCCAUUCGAGGCAAAGGCUCCGUCAAAGAAGGAAAAGGCCGAUCUGACGCAGCUCACACCAGCAACCAGGAAGAAGACUUGCAUUGUCUCAUUAUGGCAGACACUGAGGAAAAGGUCAACAAGGCCAAGAAGUUGAUUCACAACGUCAUUGAAACCGCGGCGUCCAUUCCCGAAGGACAGAACGAGUUGAAGCGUAAUCAACUUAGGGAACUUGCCGCGCUCAACGGAACACUGCGCGACGACGAGAAUCAAGCUUGCCAGAAUUGUGGACAAAUCGGUCAUCGUAAAUAUGACUGUCCAGAGCAGCGCAACUUCACUGCGAACAUCAUCUGCCGAGUUUGUGGUAAUGCUGGUCACAUGGCAAGGGAUUGUCCAGACAGACAACGAGGCAGUGACAUGCGGAACAAUGUUCCGGGUGGAUUUCAGCAACGUCGCCUUGGUCCUUCGGAUGCUGUCGACCGGGAAAUGGAGAACCUCAUGCAAGAACUCUCCGGAAACCCCUCGGAUGGCCCAGUUGGUCGUAUUGAGGCUGCCCCUGGAAGCUAUGAUCAAGGAGAUUCGUACGGAGGCGGUGGCCGCGGUGCUAGCGGUGGCGGCGAUUCUCGUCCAUGGGCCAGGCAACCGACUGGUGGCCCUGCUCCCUGGCAACGGGAUCGACAUGACCGCGAUACCGGUUCCUCGCUUCCACCUUGGCAGCAAGGCCGUCAAGCCGACUAUGGAUCUGCUCCAGGUCACCAAGCCGCACCCUGGCAACAGCAAGCACCUCCUCCGCCUCCAGGGCAAGGUUAUGGCUAUGGCGGUGGCUAUCCAGGUUACGACCAACAAGCAACCUAUGGCGUUCCCCCUCCUCCACCAUCUGCUCCUCCUGGGAUCAGCUCUUUCCUUCAGCAAUAUGGUCAAGCACCUCCUCCGCCUCCCGAUGGAGCUGCUCCGCCGCCGCCACCGGAUGCGCAACCUCCGCCACCAAGCAACGACUAUGUUCCUCCCCCACCGCCGCCAGCAUAA
This is a messenger RNA of Exophiala spinifera, 1665 nucleotides long. Its product is annotated as branchpoint-bridging protein. Gene Ontology annotation, cellular component: nucleus. Gene Ontology annotation, molecular function: zinc ion binding; mRNA binding. Gene Ontology annotation, biological process: regulation of mRNA splicing, via spliceosome. NCBI's taxonomy places the organism in Eukaryota, Fungi, Ascomycota, Eurotiomycetes, Chaetothyriales, Herpotrichiellaceae. Bases 1 to 1665 code for a protein of 554 amino acids. The transcript is spliced from 6 exons. The record is from RefSeq and is a predicted model, not a curated record.